UAGGCCUUGACACGAUAUACCGCGGCCCGGUCAUUUUGAUAGAAUCCUUAUUGGUAAAUUAUAUCGUGGUAACCAUUAUGUCUCGUAAAGUACUAACAUUAGUUUUGAUAAGAAAGCCAAACGAAGUUUUGCUUGGUUAUAAAAAGAGAGGAUUUGGAAGUAACAAGUGGAAUGGUUUUGGGGGAAAGGUGGAAGAUAAUGAAAGCAUUUGUGAAGCAGCAAUUAGAGAGUUGAGAGAAGAAAGUGGACUUGUAGUUUCACCUGCCAAUUUACAACAAGUGGGGAUGAUCAACUUUGAAUUUGUUGGAGAUCCCAUUAUUCUAGAAGUUCAUGUUUUUACAUCAGCAAUGUAUGAAGGUCAACAUUUUGAAACAGAAGAAAUGAUGCCAAAAUGGUUUAAGCUCCAAGAUAUCCCGUUUCAUGAAAUGUGGGCUGAUGAUCGACUAUGGUUCCCCUUAUUCCUGUCAGGAAAAAAGUUCCAAGGGUACUUUUUGUUUCAAGGCCAUGAUGUCAUACUAAAACACACACUUAAUACUGUUGAACAUUUCUGAAACCUUGCAAUCGAGUAACGUUUCUGGGAUUUUAAUUGCUUUAUUCACGGCAAACAAGUAGAACGGACACGUGCUGGAUAAGUGUAAGACUAGAAGCAUGAGAUCCUUACCAUUCAGUGGCGUUUUGACGUGCGUAAUAAUGCUUUUUUUUCUGCCACUGUUACCAAAUCAUUUAGUUGAAUAUUUUUUGUACAAAAUUUAAGGAGCCUCUGUAUUUUGUAACUUAAUUUGGUGGAAAGAUGACUUAAGAUAAUUUGUCCUACUUAUUAUGGAUGCUGUAGGCAGACUAAAUUAAGAAAGUUUUUUAAUGACUUAUUUCAAGCUAAACGUCAAAUUUUUUAAAACUAUAUUCUUGUCAAGUCAAGUAAUUUUAUUAAUUACUUUUAUAGAAGGGAAAAAUGAAAAAAACGCAUGGCAUUUUGAUAAGGGUAAACGUCGAGUAACAAAUAUCUAUUAUAACUAUAU
Messenger RNA from Daphnia magna, 1016 nucleotides. Its product is annotated as 7,8-dihydro-8-oxoguanine triphosphatase. NCBI's taxonomy places the organism in Eukaryota, Metazoa, Arthropoda, Branchiopoda, Diplostraca, Daphniidae. The transcript is spliced from 3 exons. Gene Ontology annotation, biological process: DNA protection. The coding region runs from base 78 to 551 and encodes 157 amino acids. The record is from RefSeq and is a predicted model, not a curated record. Gene Ontology annotation, molecular function: 8-oxo-7,8-dihydroguanosine triphosphate pyrophosphatase activity.